CGAUAAAUCCAACGGUACACAAUUAACGAUUGCAAUGCACAAAAAUAGAUUCGUUCUUACAAUACAAUAAUCAAAGGCGUCGGCACAUUUUUCAAAAAAAGAAAAGAAAAGAUUUACGGAGAAACGAAUCAAUCGGUGUUUCUAAUGUCGUCCGCACCGUCUUCGAGUCAACCGGAGUUUGAUUACUUAUUUAAGUUGCUGUUGAUUGGUGAUUCCGGGGUAGGGAAGAGUACUCUUCUUUUGCGCUUUACCUCUGAUUCCUUUGAGGAUCUUUCUCCAACUAUUGGUGUCGAUUUCAAGAUCAAGCAUGUUACAGUUGGGGGCAAGAAAUUGAAGCUUGCAAUAUGGGAUACAGCUGGGCAGGAGAGGUUUCGAACGCUAACAGGUUCAUACUAUAGAGGAGCUCAAGGAAUCAUUAUGGUGUAUGAUGUGACACGGCGAGAGACAUUCACAAAUCUAUCUGACAUAUGGGCUAAAGAAAUUGAUUUGUACUCAACAAAUCAGGAUUGCAUUAAGAUGCUUGUUGGAAACAAAGUGGAUAAGGAAAGUGAACGUGUCGUCAGUAAAAAAGAGGGAAUUGACUUUGCUCGAGAAUAUGGAUGUCUAUUUCUUGAAUGCAGUGCGAAAACUCGGGUCAAUGUGGAGCAAUGCUUUGACGAGCUUGUGUUGAAGAUAUUGGACACCCCCAGUCUUCUGGCUGAUGGCUCAACAGGUUUAAAAAAGAAUAUCUUCAAAGAGAAACCUCCCGAAACGACCACUACGGCUGGUGGCUGCUGCUCGUAUUGAUUUAUAUACUAAAAAAUGUAGGAGGAUUCUCAUUUUGUUUUAGGCUACUUGUUCCGUAGUUAUUCCAUUUCAGCACACACCCUAAAGGGGAUCUUCAGUUUUCCCUUAAUAGAUUAUACGUUCGUUAAACUAAAAUGUCUGCUUGACACUUAAUUUUCUUGUAUUCUUUCAGUCGUUCUUACUAGGUUGACGAUUAAUUGGUUCUUUCUGGUUUGAGUUUGAUUUAUCAUGAACUUACAAAGUGACAUAUGAAAACAGAUCCUGAAAUCCUAUCAAUUCUUGUUUUUUA
Cucumis melo (muskmelon) is the source of this 1075-nucleotide messenger RNA. Its product is annotated as ras-related protein RABC1. Bases 145 to 786 code for a protein of 213 amino acids. Lineage: Eukaryota; Viridiplantae; Streptophyta; Magnoliopsida; Cucurbitales; Cucurbitaceae. Gene Ontology annotation, molecular function: GTP binding; GTPase activity. The transcript has 7 exons. The record is from RefSeq and is a predicted model, not a curated record.